This is a messenger RNA of Saccostrea echinata, 1345 nucleotides long. Its product is annotated as protein FAM167A-like. The record is from RefSeq and is a predicted model, not a curated record. The transcript is spliced from 4 exons. Bases 297 to 986 code for a protein of 229 amino acids. NCBI's taxonomy places the organism in Eukaryota, Metazoa, Mollusca, Bivalvia, Ostreida, Ostreidae.
AUUCUAGUUCCUCCACCUUUUAAGUAAUUCGAGGCAUACAUAAAUUUAUAUAGAAAGUAAACAGAUUUUAUUUUUUGCACAUUUUUUCACCUGAAGAAAUCUUUGCUCUUUCAACCGAAAGACUACCAAACAGAGUAAGAAAGACGGGUGGUGCAAAGUUAAAGAGAACACAAAAGGAGGAUUAGUCAACACAUAGUGCAAGAUAUGAGAAACAGGCAAAGGUGAAUAAAAUCUAGUGCAAUAUUAUAUAUGAUCUACUUUUUAAAGUUUCCCUACAUGGAUGAAUUACUCUACAAAUGAGUCUCCAUGUUCCCAGUGAAGGAAGGCAUGAACAUUCUCCUACAAUGAAAGAGUACAGACGACCAUCUUUGUCCGUUAUCGACGAGACUAACAACAAUGAAGAGGAGAAUUUUCUUGUGUUGCCAUCGAUUACUGUUACAAAUUGCGAGGAUUCACUUCAAGCAAGUGAUGAUAAUGACGAAGUGUCCUCCGUGACGUCAUCAAGGAGCGGAAGUGAAACAGAUUUAGCGCAUCUGAAAGUAACUGCCAAUAGACUUCGAUUAGCAACACGAAGGUCAAGCAUUGUGGAAUGGAAAGAACGGUAUCUUGAAAAGCCUCGGAGAAGGUCAAAACCAGACCUAAAAGUAGAUUUUGAUCAAAAUGGUAAUGAUGUGUUGACAGAGGAUAGGAAACAUAGGAUUAAUGAAGCCUUGAUAUGGAUCAAGGAAGAAUUGCAAGCCAUGAGAUCGCAGGACCAAGCACUAGCUAGAAAACUUCUAUCAUUGCGUCAGGACAUUCACCAACUGAAACUAAAUCGAAGUUGUCAGGAACACAGAGAGAUGCUUGAUGACGUCACUAAAGACAUGGAGGAAAUGCAACAACUGAAAGACAUAAGCGACCUCCAUGUGGAUACUGUGGAAAAUCCACUGAAACAUUUAGGUGUUACCUCUUACAAUUUAACUGCCAGACGUUUUUCAACAUGUUGAGAUAAUUCUUUUGUUACAUGUAUAUUGGAUAUGAGUUGUUGCUUUAUUUUGCGAAGAUUUGUCAAUGUAAUGUUUUUAGUAAAUGGGACAACUGCAAUAAUAAUGAAUAUAUAUACAAAUUGUCUUUUUUUAUUAUUCGAAAUUGAUUGUACAUAAGUAAAUUAAAAUGUUUAACGUCCUUUACUGAAAUACUGAUAUCGAUUAUGUUGAAAUUGUAAGAAUGUUUGCAGCAUUUUGUGAUUGUAAUGCCAUUUGAUACGUCAUUCUUACAAGCAAAAACAUUGUUAUUCGUAACAAUAAACACGUUUCAAAAAUAAAACACUUGGUGGGAUUAAACUGUCCUUUCAUGUAGUACUUAA